Messenger RNA from Helobdella robusta, 1833 nucleotides. RefSeq lists its product as hypothetical. Lineage: Eukaryota; Metazoa; Annelida; Clitellata; Rhynchobdellida; Glossiphoniidae. Gene Ontology annotation, molecular function: Wnt-protein binding; Wnt receptor activity. Bases 1 to 1833 code for a protein of 610 amino acids. The record is from RefSeq and is a predicted model, not a curated record. Gene Ontology annotation, cellular component: plasma membrane. The transcript has 2 exons. Gene Ontology annotation, biological process: canonical Wnt signaling pathway; non-canonical Wnt signaling pathway.
AUGAACAGAAGUGGGGAAGGCCAAGUUUUCAACUCUCAGUUUGGCAAAUCUUCAAAUUUCAAAAUUUCCAGUUUUCGUCCAGAUGAAGACCACCGCCCGGCGUGCGAGCCAAUCAGGAUCGACGUUUGCAAAGACAUGGCCUACAAUCUGACGAUGAUGCCCAACAUUUUCAAGCAUCAAACUCAGAAAGAUGCCCAAGAGGAAGUGAGCACGUUCAGCUCACUAAUCACAUUCAACUGCAGCCCUUACUUGAAGAUCUUCAUCUGCACCCUCUACGCCCCAAUAUGCACUGAUCUGGACAGUAUACUGACACCAUGUAGGUCUCUCUGUGAAGAAGUCAGGCAGUCCUGUGAGAAGAAUAUGAAUCUGUUCAAUUAUCAGUGGCCGCCAUCAUGGAAUUGUGCUCAAUUCAACAAGCCUACCUGCGUGGGAGAGAACAAAACCCAGCUAUUAAAAGACCUCGACAAACGACAACCUAACACAAAGAUAAAAAACAAUGGCCACACAAAUGCGCUAGAUAGAAAUGGUGACAAAAAGUUAAUGCCUUUACAAUGCCUUCCAAAAAUGAAAGUGCCUAAAAAUUAUCAAUACAGCAUUAAAAUUAGCAAUAAUAAAAUUAAAGAUUGCGGUAUGCCAUGUUCCUUUGAUGGUGAUUCAUUUUUUGAUGCGAGCAAGAAAGCUUUUGCAUGGUACAUGGUGGGGACAGCUUCCAUCAUCUGCCUGAUUUCAACACUCUUCACACUGAUUACAUUUUUGGUAGAUAUGGAUAGAUUUCCCUACCCAGAAAGACCCAUCAUUUUUCUCUCCGGAUGUUACCUAGCGGUCUCCAUCUCAUUCAUCAUCGGUUUCGCCACUGGAAAUAAUGUUGCCUGUGUUGGGCCGUUUUCAUCUGAAGAGUCAAGUCUAGAUUAUGCACAAGCAUCAAAAGUUGUCAUCCAAGGAAAAGAUAAAGAACUAUGCACAGUUGUCUUUGUGAUCCUCUACUACUUCAGCAUGGCCAGCUGCUUGUGGUGGGUCAUCCUGACCAUCACCUGGUUUCUGUCGGCCAGUCUGAAGUGGGGUCAGGAGGCCCUCAAUAAAAAUUCUCAUUACUUCCAUUUGAUUGCCUGGUCACUACCGGCCGUUCAGGUUAUUGCCAUUUUAGCCCUGGAUAAAAUAGAGGGAGAUAACUUGGUUGGUGUCUGUUACGUGGGGGUCUACGAUGAGAAGGCACUGGUCAUCUUUGUCAUCGUACCGUUGGUCGUGUACCUGUUGGUUGGUAUCUUCUUCCUGAUGGCUGGUUUGUUCUCGCUGUUCAAAAUACGAACUGCCAUGAAGCAGGAGGGUUUUGGUACUGAAAAGUUGGAGAAGCUGAUGCUGCGUAUUGGGGUGUUCAGUCUGUUGUACACAGUACCAGCUGGUGUGGUGGUAGCCUGCCAUAUUUAUGAACUAACCCUGAGAUCUGAUUGGUUGAUGGCCUGGUACACGAAGACAUGUUACAAAUACAACUACCUCUCUUGCCCUGUACUUUCGUUUCGAAAGCAAUACGACGGUGAUGCUAAAAACUCUCCUGAUUUUACGAUAUUCAUGAUCAAGUACAUGAUGAUGUUGCUCGUAGGCAUCUGCUCUGGGUUUUGGGUCUGGUCGGGGAAGACGUUUCUAUCGAUUCGUAGAAAAUUAUGCUGCUGCUGUUCUAGUGUCUUUGGUGAAGCGGACGAUGAUGACGUGAAGAAAAACUCUCCACCGAACGUUCCACCAUGCAGAAAUAACUUCUACACUGGAGUUAAUGGUGGAAAUGAACAAUUUCAACAGUCCCAUGGCACUGGUGUUGGUGGGGGUGGUUCCAAAGUUUAA